UUACAUUGCAGCUCUGAACAAAAGCAUCUUCUCGGACGAUAUCGGAGAGAAAAAGGAGAAAAAAUCAAUCAGCAGAAUCGAUCGCUCCAGAAGUUUCCAGAAAAUCGGAGACUUGGAUUUCAACUUUGAAUCCUUUGCUCUUCCACCGCUUCAUUGAACGGAAAAAGGGCAGGGUCGGUUUAGUUCCGGGAAUGUCGGACGCCUUCUGCUCCGAUUGCAAGCGCCACACGGAAGUGGUGUUUGACCACUCUGCGGGGGACACUGUCUGCUCGGAGUGUGGGCUGGUGUUGGAGUCGCACUCGAUCGACGAGACAUCGGAGUGGAGGACAUUCGCUAACGAGUCGGCGGACAAUGAUCCCGUCCGUGUUGGUGGACCCACCAACCCGCUUCUGGCCGACGGUGGGCUUUCCACCGUUAUUGCCAAGCCUAACGGGGCUUCCGGCGAGUUCCUCUCGUCAUCGCUGGGUCGGUGGCAGAAUCGCGGGUCGAAUCCUGACCGGGGGUUGAUAGUCGCUUUUAAGACCAUAGCUACCAUGUCUGAUAGGUAAUCUUCAUUUCUUUCUAGAAAUCUGCUUCGGAGUGGAAUUUGAUUUUGGAGAUUGAUUGGAUUUGAAGGAAGCAUCAGAAAUGAAGGGUUCAACUUGAUACUAGGGUUACUAAUCUUGGAUCUUAAAUUGGGAGAUUGUGAAAUUAGGGUUCAAAACUGUUACUUGAUCGAGCUAAAAGAAUAGUGUCUACAAGUUAGGCCAAUUUUGCAUUUCUAUCAUUUCUGGACCAAAAUCAAUGAAAGGCGUCAGCUUUAUUGUUUGUUGGGUUUGGCAUGGUUUGUGGAAAAGUAUAUGAGAUCUCAAUGACUGAAUUUAUGGACAUUUCUGGCGUUCUUGAGUUUUCUGUUGCAUUGCAAUUCAUAUUGAAUUUAGUAUAUGCAUGUUAUGAUCAUGUGUGAACAAUAUAUGUUUUUGGGGAAAAGCUAGUAAUUUGUUGGCAAGUUUAGAUGUCUGUGCUGGAGGAAAUUGGGGCAAAGUUUGAGUCUUUAAGAGCCCAUUCUAGGAACUUUUGCGGUUCCAGAACUUGGUUUCUCAAAAUAAUUGCUAAUGAUUGGAAAGGAUGUUCCCUCUGUAUAGAAUAUGUUUCCUGGAUUAGACUAAAUAUAUCACGAAUAGCAUGAGCUGGGCUGUCUUCUCUUGAAUCUUACUUAAUUGAGCCCACUUAGUAAUGAGGUUGCCUUUUUUAUUGUUUUUUUCUUUUGUAGUAUAUGUUUCUAUUGAUCAAUUUGACUCCUUUUUUAAAAUGAUUGUUUCAUCGGUACUUGUUUUGACAGUGAUGUGGAUUUAGAAAUUAUUGUAAUAAUGAUCAAAUGACCAUUUUUUUUUUUUUAACCUUGGCAUGAUAUUCUAUAGCUGAUGAAGAAACAUACAACUGCAGAACAUAACUAAUUUUCAAAGUUGUGUUUCAGGUUGGGCCUUGUUGCAACAAUCAAGGUAUGCCACACACUCUAUACUCUGAUAUAUAUGCUGUGUUAAUGUGAACUUAUA
Rubroshorea leprosula is the source of this 1535-nucleotide messenger RNA. NCBI's taxonomy places the organism in Eukaryota, Viridiplantae, Streptophyta, Magnoliopsida, Malvales, Dipterocarpaceae. The record is from the annotation of a GenBank genome assembly.